This is a messenger RNA of Eruca vesicaria subsp. sativa (arugula), 546 nucleotides long. The record is from the annotation of a GenBank genome assembly. Lineage: Eukaryota; Viridiplantae; Streptophyta; Magnoliopsida; Brassicales; Brassicaceae.
AUGGAAGAGUAUGUGAAAGAAGCACCAUUAGCAGCAGGUGCCAAGAAGGAACAGGUACUGGAGAAACUUACUGCCCCCAAAGAGAUCUUAGCCAUAGAGUACGAAAAGCCACCAAAAGUUGUUGAAGAGAAACCGGAAUCACCUGAAGCACCGGUUAAAGCAGAAGCAGAAGCGGGUGGAUUGGACAAGCUGACACUUGACAGCCUAUACGAGGAUGCAAUUAGAGUGAGUCAACAGCAAAACAGGAGCCACAAUCCAUGGGAACAGCAUCCAGUUCAUAACGGUCCCAUGAUGCACCAGCCUUUCUUUGCAUCUAAUGGACUCCCAGCUCCUCCUCCUCUUCAAAUGGCGAAUCAUUAUCAUCAGCCGUAUGGGUUUCAGCAUCAGAACUCAGGAAUGAUGAUGGGACCUGUGCAGCCUUAUCAGCAGCAACAACAACAGAACAUGAAUAAUCCCUUCGGCAACCCGUUUGUCUCGAAUAGUAAUCCACACCAACCGUAUGGCUCUGUUCAAGGAGGUUACAAUCCAUAUCCCACCCUUAUGUAA